This is a messenger RNA of Dothidotthia symphoricarpi CBS 119687, 2541 nucleotides long. RefSeq lists its product as uncharacterized. The record is from RefSeq and is a predicted model, not a curated record. Lineage: Eukaryota; Fungi; Ascomycota; Dothideomycetes; Pleosporales; Dothidotthiaceae. The transcript has a single exon. The coding region runs from base 57 to 2105 and encodes 682 amino acids.
UCAACACUCCAAUCUGGAUAUAUGACGACCAAGAAUGAUUUUCGGAGCGGUUCAUAAUGGAAUUCCGAGCCGCUUCACGACCUGGCGAUUCUCUUCACGAGAAAAAUACACCUGCUCUGAUCUCCCCGUUCGCAUCACCGCCUAAUGCCUGGAGAAGGUCGGGCCCGGUCGAGCGUGUUGCCCCCAACAAACAUACCCAUCUGAAUUCGACCCCAUAUCCUGGCGAUACCGUGGUCAACGUUCAUCAAGAAGCAAAACAACUUCAAUUUCACGCGACUUUACCUCGGCAAGAACCAGGUGCUCCACUUGCACAGGUGCUGAACAAUGGAGAACCAACGCUUCACGUUCCACAGGAUGCGUCUGCUACUCUGACGUCCUUGACUACGCCUUUCAACGGAAGACUCCGUGAUCUGUUACUGAACUCGCCGGAGGUUCUGCACGAUGAACGAAAACCCCAAGAUCACCAUAUCCAGCCUUCUUUAGUUGUAUACGAAAACUCGUUGAUAAAACUGCCCGAGUUGCCUCAGCUACCUAGGAAGGCAACGAGAAGAGCCAGAAUACCACCACUAUUGCAAGGUCUCCACCAACCGCCCCCGCUUCCGCCUGAAGGCAAGCUGUUUCCUCCCAUUAUUGGCGAAAGCAACAGGUUUCGAAAAGAUGUUGGAGUGAAGGUGGGCUCGGAGAAUCGACCGACGGAAAGAGCUAGUAAACAAGAUGAGACGGAAACUGCUAGUAGAGCGCACAGGGCUGAUACGUGUCAGCAACAUCAAGAGGAAAAAGAUGCGAGGACGACCAAAGCAGUACCUUUCGUACAAAUCUCAGACACCGGGCAAGGCCAGACGCUCGAACUACCCUCAAGCGAUACGGCCGUUCAUAGCAACAUAGCCCGACGGGGCCGGAAGCGGAAUCCGUGGUCCGAACAGGAGACCAAAGAUCUGCUUAUUGGAGUCAGCAAAUUCGGUAUUGGCAACUGGAAAAAGAUUUUGCAUUUUCCAGACUUUGUGUUCCAUCGACGGACUGCCGUAGACUUGAAAGACCGGUUCCGUGUGUGUUGUCCUGGUGAAGGCCUGAGACUCAGAAAGACAAGAUCAAAAAAGCAUUCCCGGGAGGAGGUUUCUACGGUCUCUGUCGACAAAACAACUAUGCUCGGCAGUUCCAAUAUUCUCAACCACGACGAUGUUGGCGUGAAGCAUACAAUGGAGCAGGAGACUAUCGGCAAACAACGAAAACACAAGCAUGUAAUGGAAUCAACAAGUUUAGCCUUGAUCGGUAUCCAAAGACCGUUCGUCAGAAACAAGCGUCGGAAACGACAUGAGUUCACCGCUCAAGACGACACGAACCUACUGAAAGGGUUCGAAAGAUACGGCGCAACGUGGCAUUCGAUGCGCGACGACAACGAGCUGGGAUUCAGCGCACGCCAUCCAACAGACCUGCGUGAUCGAUUCCGUAUAAGAUACCCGGAAAUGUAUGCUCGGGCCGGUUACAAGCUGAAGCCGAAAGACGAGCAAAAGAUGAGAGAGCGAGAAAAACUGAUGGAAGCACGGCCAGGUUUAACACAUCCACAGCCACCCACAAACCAAGGGCCGACCGCAGGUAUUAGCGGGCAACCUCAGGAUAACUCGCGAGAGUUACUGAACUUGAAUACCCAUUUAGACACCAGGUCUUUCAUCCUCACGUCUACGAACAAGUCUCAUGCACCGGUCCCGUCUAUCUUCGCUCCACCAUCCGCUCCCCUAGAGGAGGCUACGUAUCUCUUCUCCGAAGGAGACGACGACGAAAGUCAGAUCGUACUAAACAGGAACAUCCUACAAUGGGCCGACGCAAAGUCCUCCUCUUCCCUCGCAACCUCUUCAAUGUUGGCGAACACCCAGAGACCAGGCCACAGCGCGGGAGACCUGCCCUUCCACUUCUUCACAGCUAAUGACGGAACGCAGCUCAAUCUCUCGUCAGUUACACCCCGAUUCCAACCAACAGCCCCAGCUAGUAGCAAUCCGCCGGCAUAUCCUUUCCUGCCAAGUUUUACUCCGUACAACCCCAUGCGACCAGUGCACCAGCAUUCAGACUCAACUCCUGUGCAAGCCUGGCCUCACGCUUCCGACGAAUGAAUGUGAAUAACUUCAGAGCAUCGUUUGUUUAGCAAUGUGUCACUUCGUGAUGGCAGUUUUCUUUACGAAAAGCUUAAUGGGCUUUACGCGCACGGUAAUGAGACCCGAUGAUACAAUAUGGGUACUGGACGAUGCGGAUGCUCCAUUCAUAUUCCGGAAAGAGGACCAGCAUUAUGUUUUGGUCAGCGGAUGCUACUUGCGUAGAGCCGCGCAACGACCUUAUGUGUUUGCUGUGGACGAGAGGCCCAACAUUGGCCGAUGGUUACAGAGAUCAUCGACAUUUGGUGAUUUCGCUGGAGUGUUCACUUCGGAGAUCAGAGCAGGCUCUUGGUGUCAAGAUUCGAGUGAUGAUCUAUCAAAAUGGUUCUGCUGUUACUUGUUAUGGUAGAAAUAAUUUAUAAGCUUUGACACAACUGCACUUUACCCAUAUUCUACU